CCACACAUGUGAUUUCCUUCCGUUAAAGUAAGUAAUUGUAACACAAACUAUUCGCCUAUUCAGUUUACUUAGUCAUCGAGAUCGCCAUCCCAGAACCUCCAAACACCAAAAAAAUCUCCAUCACUGUGACGUGGAACGUUCCAGUACCUGGAGAGGCGGAUCUCGGCGGGUAUUUGUGGGUUAAAGUUUAAGCUUGGAACGGGUUGCCGCACUUCACGGCUUCCGACCAGUGAAUAAAGUGCAAGCUUCGUGUCCCGAACUCAAUUGUCAACCUCCAAGAAUCAGAUGCAAGAAGCAGCGAUCAGUCGACCUUGAAUAUGAGCUCCAACGCAUCCAUGGAGACAGCCGAGCUGCGUCAGAGACAUGCGGUCUCUGGUCUGCAGGGAAACGGUACUCCGCAUGCGGAGAACGACCCGGCCAUUCAAGAUGAACCGGCCAUGAAGGCCAGGAAGACUUUUGGCCGGACCCCAGACGGAACAACUUUCAUCGUGCCAACCACGCAUGACAUGGUUUCGCAGCUACUUGACCCAAGGCAGCCGAAGAACUUGUCGGAUGCCUUUGUGUUAGUCAUUCUCGCGAGCCUUAUAGUUCUCUUAUUCUUGUUACCGCCAUCUCUCAAGCGGCCCGUGUUCGCUUUCAUCUUCCUCUUUUGGCGUGCUGCCUAUAACCUAGGCAUCGGUCUUCUGCUCAGAGGCCAGUCUAACGAGAACAAACUCGUCAAUUGGGCGAAGACGUGGAAGCUUUUUGAAAACCCUUCAACCGGCAGAAAUCCACGGCCUUGGUUGUACAAGCUCAUCAAGACCGAGCUAGAGGCCAAGAUCCCUGAAGACUAUGCUUUCGAAAAAGCGCCACUCGAGUAUAACACAUGGCUCGUUUUUCGGAGAGUCGUGGAUCUUAUCCUUAUGUGUGACUUCGUGUCGUAUUGUUUGUUCGCGAUCGCUUGUGGCCAUAAGCCAGAAGGUGAAGCAUCCCUGGUCGCCGUAGCUCGCUGGUCAUUUGGUCUGGCCUUGGUUGGCUUCAAUUUGUGGGUCAAACUUGACGCACACCGAGUCGUGAAGGACUAUGCAUGGUACUGGGGUGAUUUCUUCUACCUCAUUGACCAGGAGUUGACAUUCGAUGGUGUGUUUGAGAUGGCACCCCAUCCCAUGUACUCAAUUGGCUAUGCUGGCUAUUAUGGCAUCUCUAUGAUGGCCGCUAGCUAUUCUGUUCUACUCAUCUCUGUUGUGGCGCAUGCUGCUCAGUUUGCCUUCCUGGUUCUUGUGGAGAAUCCUCACAUUGAGAAGACUUACAACCCUCCUGCGCCUCGAAAGCGCGCAGACACAAAUGUCUCCAACGAGUCUGGCGAGGUGUCAUUGGUCGAUCCAGCAGCUGCAUCAUCUUCAUUGGACACUCCGGCUCAAAUCCACAACCUCUUGGGUUUGAAGAACUUCGAUCUUUUCAGAACGACAGAUUAUACAACUUUACUUCUUAUGGGUUAUAUUGCCGUGUUAACACUCGUCACCCCAAGCACGCCUUUGUAUCAAUUUCUGUUCGUUCUCCAUGCGGUCGUGUGGCGACUCUGGUAUUCGGUCGGGCUGGGUGUUAUUCUUACCCAACAAUCAAACAACAAAACAUGGACCAGACACUUCCUCAAAUUCGGUGAGAGCACUGGUGAGGCAUGGCGCCAAUGGAAGGCCAUGUACCACAUCUCUACCUCUUUGACUUACGCCUCCUUUGUGGCUGCGUGCUGGAAGAUGUAUUCUUUCCCUGAUUGCUGGGAUUAUGGAUUCGUACUUCUCAAGCAUGUGUUGGGCGCAGGUCUUAUCCUCCUGCACAUCUGGACUUCGGUCAGCAUCUAUGACUCUCUUGGCGAGUUCGGCUGGUUCUUUGGAGACUUCUUCUUCGACCAGAAGGCUAAGCUCACCUACACCUCAAUCUAUCGGUUCUUGAACAACCCAGAGCGCAUUAUCGGAACAGCUGGGCUGUGGGGUGCUGCUCUGAUCACUUGGAGCAGAUCGGUUUUCAUACUCGCUCUGGCCAGUCACCUUCUUACGCUGGCAUUUUUGCAGUUUGUCGAACAGCCUCAUAUGCAGAAGGUGUAUGGCCGCAGCCUUCGAAAGGAAGCCGGGCUUAUGAAGUUCAUCAAGAGCAGCUUGCCCCCGCCUGUUAAAGAAUGGGGUACAGGUGUCAGCAAGGUUGUGGAUGAUACCUCACACUUUGUUGAAGCCUUCCUGGAAACUGCUCGACCGAAACUGGCUGCUGGCGUUUCUUCUUUCGCGCGAGAUACUACCGCGCUUUUCAACAAUGUUCCAGCUCGUCUAACUCUGACCAAACUCUCGCCAGAUUUGGCCGGUUACGACCCGAAGGAUUACUCUAUGCAGGUGGUUGGGGAAUCUGCCGCCUACUCAACAAUUACGGAACGAGCUACUGGCAAGGAGGGAACAAACGCUCGCUACCCAAGCGAGCUCAAGACCAUGAUCCUUCAAUAUGGCGCUCCAAUCAAGGUCAAGUGGAGAGCCCCAGCAAACCACCACAAAAAGGAUUGGAUUGGGCUCUACAUGGUCGCUGAUAACAGAUCCCGUGAGAUUACAGAAGUACCUUCGCUUGGUCGCUGGGUCGCUGUCACACCUAAUCAGUAUGACUCUACAACCGCCGACAAGGGCAACCUUGUGUCAGAUAUUCCAGUAGAAAGUGACGAUGAUUCACCAGAAGGUGGUAUGGUGCAGGGUGAAAUUGUCUUCGAGGGUGACAAAUUGUGGUGGACAAGAGGUGUCUUUGAAUUCCGAUACCACCACGCCGGAAAUCACAACGUUAUGUCCAUCUCGCAGCCUUUUGAAAUCCAAAUCGGCCGUUUCGAUGAGGAGGAUGUUGAGGUUGAUACGCAGGGCAUGUAUCAGAAGUCAGUCGAAUCUUCUCUUCUACCUCUUGUGCAGAACUGUUUCGACAGAAACCCCGACAUUGCACCAAGUACUCCCGAGGAGCCCUUCGGUAACCACGUAGAACGUGAUGGCAAGUAUGCUAGGAGAGUUGUCUACGCAAUUCAGCAAAUGUUCGGCAUAGAGUUCGCUCCGGCUGUGGUGCCAGCCGACAGGAAUGUCAAGAGUCUCGCUUGGAGAAUUUGCAAUGCCAAGCAAGUUCUUGCUCCUUACAGUAUGUCCCACUCAAAGGGGACAACUACCCCAGCAGCCGAGAAGGGCGACUUCUGAGCCAAAUAAAUAGCCAGCUUCAGGAGCCAACUAUCUUUUACACGCAUGGUAUGGCAUAGAGAAAAAGCAUUGAAAUGGAGUUGUCAUGGGUGGCGUUUGAUGUUGUCGAAUUGAGUGGUGGCCGUACCCUAGUUUGGAUUAUCAUCAGCAAUUGUCGUGAUGCAUGAUUAUACCAGCAUUAUGUAGUACAGAUCAUCCUCUAGUUUGGCGAUAUUCGAUGGAGUUAUGUCUUGUUGUGAGUGUCGGUGUAGUGUUCGAGCCUCUUGGUCAAUCUUAUGCAUUGUGCGUACAUGGAAGGUCCAUAUAGUGAAUGUGGACAACGCCUGGCUACCCUGAAUACAACGGCUAACGUGGCAGUUCACC
Truncatella angustata is the source of this 3548-nucleotide messenger RNA. Its product is annotated as phospholipid methyltransferase-domain-containing protein. Gene Ontology annotation, molecular function: phosphatidylethanolamine N-methyltransferase activity. Gene Ontology annotation, biological process: phosphatidylcholine biosynthetic process. The transcript has 3 exons. Bases 318 to 3185 code for a protein of 955 amino acids. The record is from RefSeq and is a predicted model, not a curated record. Lineage: Eukaryota; Fungi; Ascomycota; Sordariomycetes; Amphisphaeriales; Sporocadaceae.